Hibiscus syriacus is the source of this 657-nucleotide messenger RNA. Its product is annotated as signal peptidase complex catalytic subunit SEC11A-like. The record is from RefSeq and is a predicted model, not a curated record. NCBI's taxonomy places the organism in Eukaryota, Viridiplantae, Streptophyta, Magnoliopsida, Malvales, Malvaceae. Gene Ontology annotation, cellular component: signal peptidase complex; membrane. Gene Ontology annotation, molecular function: serine-type endopeptidase activity. The transcript has 8 exons. Bases 107 to 649 code for a protein of 180 amino acids.
UGUAUAAUAUACUGCAGCGGCACUGCGUCUUUAUUUGGUGCUAUACACUGCAACUGCAAAGGAGGAAGAAAAACAACGAAACCGAAGCAGAUCGAAUAGAGAAAAAAUGGGUUGGAUCGGAGACACCUUAGAUUCCGUCAAAUCAAUCCAGAUCCGCCAGCUCCUCACCCAGGCCGUCAGCCUUGGUAUGAUUGUUACAUCGGCCCUCAUAAUAUGGAAAGGAUUGAUGUGUGUCACUGGCAGUGAAUCGCCUGUUGUCGUCGUUCUUUCAGGAAGUAUGGAACCUGGCUUCAAGAGGGGGGAUAUUUUAUUCUUACACAUGAGUAAGGAUCCUAUCCGAGCAGGGGAGAUUGUGGUUUUUAACAUUGAUGGCCGUGAAAUCCCAAUUGUGCAUCGUGUAAUUAAGGUCCAUGAAAGGCAAGAUACUGGAGAAGUUGAUGUACUCACCAAAGGAGACAACAAUUAUGGGGAUGACAGGCUUUUAUAUGCUCAAGGUCAGCUCUAUCUUCAACGGCACCAUAUCAUGGGCAGAGCUGUAGGGUUCUUGCCUUAUGUUGGUUGGGUGACUAUAAUCAUGACCGAAAAGCCAAUUAUCAAGUAUAUUCUCAUCGGAGCAUUGGGGUUGCUUGUCAUAACUUCCAAAGACUGACAGUUGAA